Drosophila mojavensis is the source of this 2346-nucleotide messenger RNA. It is a transcript of the gene RacGAP84C, whose product is annotated as GTPase-activating protein RacGAP84C. Gene Ontology annotation, biological process: signal transduction. The coding region runs from base 141 to 1241 and encodes 366 amino acids. Lineage: Eukaryota; Metazoa; Arthropoda; Insecta; Diptera; Drosophilidae. The transcript has 4 exons. The record is from RefSeq and is a predicted model, not a curated record.
GAUGUGUGUGUGUGUGUGUGUGUGUGUGUGUGUGUGUGGUUGAGUAUCAGAAGUGGCGAUAACUGGGCAGAACAGACGACCAACAUUUGGCGUGUGCGGCAUUUGAAGUUGGGACCCAGUCGCUGCCACAACACGCUGCAAUGCAGGCCAAGGACCGUCUGAGACGCGAGUACAGUUCGUUCAAUGAUCUGAGCAGGCAGUUUCGCAUGUACGAUGAGCAGUCGAUAGACUCGCUGCUGGACGAUCGCCUGCGCAUCCACAUGAAUCCCAAUGGCAGCGACGACAUAUCGCUGCAGCGGGAUGACUGCUACACGCCCAUCUACCCCGCGGCUCAGCCGCAGUCGCCGCUCCUGCUGCUGCGCCAGCACAACUUCAAGCUGAAGGCCUACUACUCGAACGUGGGCAACUGCGUGCAGUGCAACAAGCGCAUUCGCUUUGGUGUGGCUAGCCUGAGGUGCCGCGACUGUCCGCUGCGCUGCCACACGGAGUGCUGCAGUCAGCUGACGGUCAACUGCAUUCCACAGCCGUUGGCCAGCACGAAGCGGGGCCAUUUGAGCGACUAUGUGCCGCAUGUGGCGCCCAUGGUGCCCGCGCUGAUCGUGCACUGUGUGACGGAGAUCGAGGCACGCGGCCUGGAGCUGGAGGGGCUCUAUCGAGUCUCCUCCACCAGGGACAAGGUCAAGCGCUUGCGGCACAAGCUGCUGCGCGGCAAGGCGACGCCGCAUCUGGGCGACAAGGAUACGCACACACUCUGCUGCUGCGUGAAGGACUUUCUGCGCUCGCUGGAGCGACCCCUCAUACCCAUGUACCACAGGCCGGACUUUGUGCUCGCCACGCAGCUCAGCGAUCCGCUGGCUGUCGAGGAGCAGCUCUAUCUGGCCAUGGUAGAUCUGCCGCAGGCGCAUCGCGACACCCUGGCCUUCCUCAUGCUGCACUGGCAGCGCAUCGCCGAGAGUCCAGCCGUGAAGAUGUCCAUCAAUAACAUCGCCGUUGUAUUCGCGCCCACGCUCUUUGACGACGCCGACUUGAAUCUGAGCAACAUUGUCCUGUGGCAGCAGGUGCUGCGUGUCCUGCUGCUGCAAUCGGCCGGCUUCUGGGCGCAGUUCCUCGAGGUGGAGCCGCUGCUGCCAGCCAGCUCGCUGGACGAUGACGAGUGGAAGCGUGAAAACUACCAUUCCUCCAGCGCCCACUGGCAGUCUGUGAAGACCUACUUCCGAUCCAUGGUUAAUCUCGCUGACUGAGUCCAGGUCAACUCGAGAUUGUUGAUAGCUGACUAAUGGAUAGCAUAGACUAGCCCCGUUAUUUUGUUAGCUUGUUUUGGUUAAUUGUAAUUUGAGCACUAAGGCUAAUUACGCACACAGACACACACGCACACGCACACACACACACACACACACACACCGAUAUCACAGCUGUUUCCAGCAAGCAGAGAUGUGUGAAAUAGUGAAAACAUCAGUUAACAAGAGAUGUGGGGGAUAGAUAGUAAACACUUGUUCACAGCUCUAAAAGAAAUAUGGUUUCCUAAAAAUAUUAUUCACUUUGUCGUUGAAUUCAUGCCAUUCAGCAGGAGAUGAAGAGGAUAGCUCUGCACGAUAUUUAAAACCGUAUUAAGGCUAAUUCAAUUUUUGCUACUAGAGCUGAGAGUCUCAAAUAGAGCAGUUCAUAUUAGACUUAAGAAAAGCUCUUAAGUUGAUUUUGGUUUUUGAGCAAUGGUAAAUAUAGAUCUUCGAUGAGCUUGGUAAUUUAUCUUCGAGUGGAUAUCCAACAAAAUAUUAGAUCCCACAAAAACAUAAUUUAUUUUUGGGAAUGAAUAUAUCAGCAAUUAACGUAAAUCUUUUGAUAAAAUAAUGAUAACACAUUUAAAAAUUCAAUUUAUUUUACAUUUGAGAAUGAAUAUGCCACCAACUAACUGAACCGUUUCUCUGAAUAAAUAUUAUUAUAUUUGAAAUUGCAAUUUGGUUUGCCAUUUAUCCAUACUUCAUUGCUUUUUAUCAAAUUAGUUUUAUUUGCAAUUGUGUUUGUUGUCAGUCUCCAAAAUUCUUUAAUUUAAAUUUUUAAAGCUGCGAGAGACAACGUGAAGGUAGAUAAACAACUUGAGCUGAAACAAGUUUCGUUUCUAAAACUUUAAAUUCUAUUAAAAAGAGAACUUCAUAAAUAGAAGAAAUCAUAAGUUGAGUUUAGUUUUUGAGCAAGGGAGAAUAAAGCUCUUUAUUGAUUUGUUAAGAGUGGAGAUCCAAAGGCUGCAAUAUCCAUUGGAAUAUAAUAUGAAUAUAUAUAUAUUUUUAUAAGGAAUACAUUUGUCAUUUAUAAACUGUUUCAAUAAAAAUAAUGUGCUUACAUAUAAAA